ACUUUAAACCAUUCAGCGAAAGCUUCACUAGCAACACAAGACAGCAACAAUGGUGGCGAUCAGAUUCUACACUGUAGAGAUGUCGCUACCGCGUUUAUGUCCAUGCCCAUCAUCGCCUAUUUCUCUUCCAUCGUCUUCUCCGAGAUACCAUCUUCUUAACACAGCGAACAAGAGGCUAGAUUCAUCCAGAAACUGUAGAACUCUGCGGAUUAGUUGUUCAUCUUCCUCUACUGUCACUGACCAAACAGAACAAUCGUCUUUCAACGAUGCUGAGAUGAAACUCAUUGACGCUUUGAUCGGAAUUCAAGGCCGUGGCAAAUCCGCUUCUCCUAAACAACUCAAUGAUGUGGAAUCUGCUGUGAAAGUUCUUGAAGGUUUAGAGGGAAUUCAGAAUCCUACGGAUUCUGACUUAAUCGAAGGUCGUUGGCGAUUGAUGUUCACCACAAGACCUGGAACUGCAUCUCCAAUCCAGAGAACAUUUACAGGAGUAGAUGUGUUCACUGUGUUUCAAGAUGUUUACUUGAAGACAAACGAUCCUCGUGUUUCAAACAUUGUUAAAUUCUCUGACAUCAUUGGAGAACUGAAAGUUGAGGCAGCUGCGUCGAUCAAAGAUGGGAAACGGGUUUUAUUCCGUUUCGAUAGAGCAGCUUUCUCUUUAAAGUUCCUUCCUUUCAAAGUUCCAUAUCCAGUUCCCUUUAGACUUCUUGGUGAUGAGGCAAAAGGUUGGUUAGAUACUACGUAUUUGUCACCUUCAGGAAACCUUAGGAUUUCAAGGGGAAACAAGGGAACAACGUUUGUUCUUCAGAAAGAAACCGUACCUAGGCAGAAAUUGUUAGCCACCAUAUCUCAAAACAAAGGAGUAGCAGAGGCUAUCGAUGAGUUUCUUGCGUCUAAUUCUAAUCCCGCGGAAGAUGAUUACGAGCUUUUAGAUGGAAGCUGGCAAAUGAUUUGGAGUUCACAGAUGUAUACAGAUAGUUGGAUUGAAAAUGCAGCAAAUGGUCUUAUGGGAAGACAGAUCAUCGACAAAGAUGGAAGGAUAAAGUUCGACGUUAACAUCAUCCCAGCAUUUAGAUUCUCCAUGAAAGGCAAAUUCAUAAAAUCAGAAAGCAGUACCUAUGACUUGGACAUGGACGAUGCAGCAAUUAUAGGCGGUGCAUUUGGAUAUCCGGUCGAUAUAACAAACAGGAUCGAGCUUAAAAUUCUGUACGCAGAUGAGAGGAUGAGAAUAAGUCGAGGAUUUGAUAACAUUAUCUUCGUGCACAUCCGAGAAAUUUAGCUGCCUUGUUCUAAGAAAAAAAUUGAACAUAUAAAAAUGUUAGCAUGUAACAAAAGAAACUGUCAAAUGUUUUACAACAAUGGAAGGUGAUUGUUUAAUUUCUCUGGUCAUCUUUAGUUUUUUUUUUUUGAUGUAACAAGAACCAGAAAAAACAAGAAAACCACAUGAGAAUGAUGAUAUAUGUUUCGCUA
Molecule: messenger RNA, 1467 nt
Organism: Capsella rubella
Lineage: Eukaryota; Viridiplantae; Streptophyta; Magnoliopsida; Brassicales; Brassicaceae
Product: probable plastid-lipid-associated protein 12, chloroplastic
Exons: 11
Coding region: 50-1276 (408 amino acids)
Source: RefSeq, a predicted model, not a curated record